Erinaceus europaeus (western European hedgehog) is the source of this 2673-nucleotide messenger RNA. RefSeq names its product axin interactor, dorsalization associated (gene AIDA). Gene Ontology annotation, molecular function: phosphatidylinositol binding. The record is from RefSeq and is a predicted model, not a curated record. Gene Ontology annotation, biological process: determination of ventral identity. The coding region runs from base 27 to 947 and encodes 306 amino acids. The transcript has 10 exons. Gene Ontology annotation, cellular component: membrane. NCBI's taxonomy places the organism in Eukaryota, Metazoa, Chordata, Mammalia, Eulipotyphla, Erinaceidae.
GGCGCCCUAGAGCGCGGGCAGCCGCCAUGGCGGAGGGCACCCGGGGUCUGCUGCAGCGCUGGGGCGCCAGCCUGCGGAGGGGCGCCGACUUCGACUCGUGGGGCCAGCUGGUGGAGGCGAUCGACGAGUAUCAGAUAUUAGCGAGACAUCUGCAAAAAGAGGCCCAAGCUCAACACAAUCACUCUGAAUUCACAGAAGAACAAAAGAAAACCAUAGGCAAGAUUGCAACAUGCUUGGAGUUGCGAAGUGCAGCUUUACAGUCCACACAGUCCCAAGAAGAAUUUAAACUGGAGGAUCUGAAAAAGCUAGAACCAAUCCUAAAGAAUAUUCUUACGUAUAACAAAGAAUUCCCAUUUGAUGUUCAGCCUGUCCCCUUAAGAAGAAUUUUAGCUCCUGGAGAAGAAGAAAACUUGGAGCUUGAGGAAGAUGAAGAAGAGGGUGGUGCCGGAGCAGGCUCUCCUGACUCCUUUCCUGCUAGAGUCCCAGGCACUUUGUUACCACGCUUGCCCUCGGAGCCUGGGAUGACCUUGCUCACUAUCAGAAUCGAGAGAAUUGGCCUGAAGGAUGCCGGCCAGUGCAUCGACCCCUACAUCACAGUGAGCGUGAAGGAUCUGAAUGGCAUAGAUUUAACUCCUGUGCAAGAUACCCCCGUGGCUUCAAGGAAAGAAGAUACCUAUGUUCAUUUUAAUGUGGACAUUGAGCUCCAAAAGCAUGUUGAAAAGUUAACCAAAGGUGCAGCUAUAUUCUUUGAGUUCAAACACUACAAGCCUAAAAAGAGGUUCACCAGCACCAAGUGCUUCGCUUUCAUGGAGAUGGACGAAAUCAAACCCGGGCCGAUCGUCAUUGAGCUAUACAAGAAGCCCACGGACUUUAAAAGAAAGAAAUUGCAAUUAUUGACCAAGAAGCCACUUUACCUUCAUCUACAUCAGAUGUUGCACAAGGAAUGAUCCCAGCACGGACAACCUGGAACUUAGGUGACUCGUACCCCUCGGUAGAGACCAGCCCAGCUGUGUAGCACGUCUGUCAGGCAGGAAGCCGGCGAGCCAAGGCACGAGCCCGUCGCAGAGCUGUACCACGGGAUCACAUCUGGCACGUCACCAGCGUAUAAGGCUCAUCUGGAGACAGGCUUAUUGUAGAUUUUGAGAUGUUUUUUAGCCUUUUUUUUUUCUUUCAGUUAUUAAUUGUGCAACUAAUAGCCUCUCAUCUAAGUUACCACUACGUCUGCCUGCGUCCUGGACCAAGGCCACAGAGGGUGGGAUGUGGUCAUCUCCAGGCUUCACACAGCAAUAAGAAUGUGCUAGAGUUUACAGACCUCUCACCUCGGCUCCAGCAGGCUCUUGCCGUGUCUCGCUCCUGUCAGACGUUGGCUUGGCUGAAGUGGGUGUGGGAGAGAGUGCAAGUGUGUUGAGAGAAACUGGACCAGUUCUGCUGCCCCAGGAGGUCGGUGUGAAGCGUUGUGCUGCUCCUGCGCCAGGGUGGCCCGACUUCAUGCCGACCUGUGGUCUGCCUGCGUAGAAACGGUGCCUCGGCCAGGGCGGGAGCCCGCACGCGCACGUUCCCAGAUGGCAGCUGCCAUUUUUCCAGAUGACCAGAUUGUUUUUCUGAAAGUGAGUUUGUGUUGUUUUUUUUUUUAGUUGUGGUGAUUGGCUGUGCCUUCUACAUCACAUUGUUCCUUCUGAUAGUGGUCCUGAGGGUGACGGUGGAGCCAUCUCAGAAUAAUCACAUUUUUCUGUGGGUUUAGGAUGACUUAUUAAAUUGUGUACUCUAAAGGUGUUGUGGGUCAGAUGCUAAUGAGACCUUGCAGGGGCUAACUGCUGUUUUUCUGACAACUGAUUGUGAAUCCUGAAAACCUGCAUACAUACCUCUUCUGAGCACGAUGAGUAUGCACAACCUGGAGAUACUCUAUUUUUUAUAUAGAUAAAGGUAGACAGAACUACCAUUUAUUUCCUACUUAGAUAUUCUGAUCUCCGUGUGGAUAUAUGCAGGUCAUUAGCUUGACUCUUCUCAUUACUUUUGACUUACGAAUAGGGCAUAAAUAAGGUUUUCAUAGUACACACAGGUGGGUGUUUGAUACAUUCAUUAAGAUCUGGUGUAGGCUCGCUCUCUGGGAUGGAGAUAGUGCCCACGUGAUAUUUAAUGUCCAUUAUUUUAAAUGGCCGGUGCCGGCAUGAGGGGAACGCGACGCCAGAGUCCAGCCCUUUUUUUAAGCUAGCACAGUAAUUCCAGUCAUACAGCUCAGUGUUUUUGCUUUUUCGAGUAACCACAAUGAAGUCGUUCUAGCCCCUGCACAUCAAGAGGCCUAGUCUUUACUCCCACUCGUCUGCUACUGAGCUAGAUGCUAAAAAAGUGACGUGUGCCUGAAAGAGUUGUCAAGCAAGGUCUUGAUUUGAUGAGUUCCAAGUGAUUCAGUUCAGUGGAGGUGAUGGGGAAUUUGCCUUACGUUUCUCCCUGGUUCACCAGCUCUAAGACUGGAGGAUAUCUGCCUUCCCCUGCCCCCUAGCCUGUAAUUAAUCUCCAUGGGGCGAGAACCCUCUUCUCUGUCAUGUAAAUUUCUCAGGUGCUUGGCAGCCCUCUGCACCCUGUGGAGUACUCAGUAUCUUUUGCUUGAUGUUGCUGACAAGACUUUUAAAAAAAAAAUCCUUUUAAAAAAACUAUUAAAAUGUAGCAAACCGA